AGUUUGAGCCUCCUCGGCCACCGUACGAGUCUAUUUAGCUUAGCCUGAGCUAAGUUAUUCGACAAAGGGUCAAUGAAAGAUUUAUUUUUGCUUUAACAUUAUGUUUAUUUAACUGUUGCCGGACACAUUCGCCCUUUAUUUAAACUUUGCCUCCUUUUUGUUUGGAGAACAACGAGUCAUUUAGCGGAGACCUGCGUCCAAAGUCCGAUGUUGUCAGUGAUUUUCAGGUCAACUCUGCCCAAAUACUGGAGGCUGCAGGGUCCCGGUCAGUUCGCUCUCAGAGCCAUGUCCUCGUCCUCGUCCUCGUCCUCCGGCGCCUCGUCUCCGUUCACCUCGCUGGUCGUCACUCGACCGACCGAGUCCAUCACACAUGUGGAGCUUCACCGGCCCGAGAAACGCAACGCCAUGAACAAAGCCUUCUGGAGUGAGAUGGUCGAGUGCUUUAACGAGAUCGCUGUGGAUCCAGACUGCAGAGCGGUGGUGGUUUCUGGAGCAGGGAAGAUGUUCACAGCCGGCAUCGACCUGAUGGACAUGGCCAGCAACAUCAUGCAGCCCGAAGGAGACGACGCGGCCAGAAUCUCCUGGAACGUCCGACGAAUAAUCAGCAAGUACCAGGAGACGUUCUCCGUGAUCGAGAAGUGUCCGAAGCCCGUGGUGGUGGCCGUCCAUGGCGCCUGCAUCGGAGGAGGCGUGGAUCUGAUCACAGCCUGCGACAUCCGUCUGUGCACCCAGGACGCCUGGUUCCAGGUCAAGGAAGUGGACAUCGGCCUCGCAGCAGAUGUCGGGACUCUGCAGAGGCUUCCUAAAGUCAUCGGCAGCCGCAGCCUGGUGAACGAACUGGCUCUGACGGCCAGAAAGAUGUACGCGGACGAGGCCAAGAGCAGCGGACUGGUCAGUCGAGUGUUUCCAGACAAAGAGGCCAUGAUGAGUGCGGCUCUGGACAUGGCCGGAGAAAUGGCCGCUCGCAGUCCUGUGGCCGUGCAGGGCACCAAGAUCAACCUCAUCUACUCCAGAGACCACAGCGUCAGCGAGAGCCUGGACUACAUAGCCACGUGGAACAUGAGUAUGCUUCAGACCCAGGACGUGAUGAAGUCGGCUCAGGCCUCCAUGGAGAAGAAGAGUCCCAAAACCAUCGCUUUCUCCAAACUCUAGAGAGAAAUAAUCCUCCUCCUCCUCCUCCUCCUUCCUCCUUCCUCCUUCCUCCUCCAGCGUUUCAGCUGCCAAAUUAAAAAUCUAACGCGUGGCCUCGGUCGUCUCUCAGCUCUGGAUCAUGUCUCAGAUCAUUAAUAUAAAGAUGUUAACGUUUGUAUAUCUGUAAAUGACUUCAUGAAUGUUUCAUUAAAGUUAGAGUUGAAAAUA
This is a messenger RNA of Mugil cephalus (flathead mullet), 1359 nucleotides long. RefSeq names its product enoyl CoA hydratase 1, peroxisomal (gene ech1). NCBI's taxonomy places the organism in Eukaryota, Metazoa, Chordata, Actinopteri, Mugiliformes, Mugilidae. Gene Ontology annotation, molecular function: delta(3,5)-delta(2,4)-dienoyl-CoA isomerase activity. The record is from RefSeq and is a predicted model, not a curated record. The transcript is spliced from 11 exons. Gene Ontology annotation, cellular component: mitochondrion. Bases 208 to 1152 code for a protein of 314 amino acids.